AUGCAAAACUCUGUUUAUUUACAUAAAAAAGCUUUUAUAGAAUCACAAUUACGGCUGCUUUCACAGCCAUUUAAUUUACCACAAAAUUGGCGAGAAAAUACAAAGUUGGAUGAAUAUGAGAACGAAUUAUCAGAAACAACAGUUAAACAUGCUCUUUAUCGCUUAAAUGUAUUAUUCCGCAAACACCAGCGAGUCGUAUUUAGCUCUCAAGCAGUAAGACAUGUUGCUGAACAAAUUGACAAAUUAUACAAGCCAAAAGAGACGCCAUUGUAUCAAAUGCAAUUUUCACUUAGUAAUAUUGAGGAGUUACCGAAUGUCUGGCCAUCAGCGGAUGAAGCAAGUAAUGAAAGAUAUUUAAGCAGCCGUGCACAACUUAUCUCUCUUGCAGCAGCAUUAGAGAAUUUACGUCAAAAACAUUUAUUUUACGAAUCUAUAUAUAAUCUAUUGCAACAAGCAGCAAAAAAUAAAGAUGAUACAGCACAAGUUUUAGCAACACUUGGAGAGACAAGAAGACUUAUAGCAAGAAUUCGUAGCAAAUUGGAACAAAAAAAAGUAUAUAAUGGCGUCUAUAAAGGUAUUUGUGCACGUGAAGAGACCAAUGCUAUGAAAAAUAAAGAAAAAACAAUAGAUUCCAUUGAAACGUUUUGUGAAGAAAUGAUGAAGGAAGAUCUAGAUGAAUCAGUUCAUACAUUACAAUAA
Molecule: messenger RNA, 699 nt
Organism: Pneumocystis jirovecii RU7
Lineage: Eukaryota; Fungi; Ascomycota; Pneumocystomycetes; Pneumocystales; Pneumocystaceae
Exons: 4
Coding region: 1-699 (232 amino acids)
Cellular component (GO): Mis6-Sim4 complex
Source: RefSeq, a predicted model, not a curated record